Mycena citricolor is the source of this 2561-nucleotide messenger RNA. NCBI's taxonomy places the organism in Eukaryota, Fungi, Basidiomycota, Agaricomycetes, Agaricales, Mycenaceae. The record is from the annotation of a GenBank genome assembly.
GUCAUCCACGUCCACACUAUCCGGUCUCCAGCCGACUCCGAGGUCUCACGACCAGCUGAAAUGGCCUUGGAGCCGGAUCCUCUCGAAGCAACCCACGCUCGUCCCGGACAGAUAGUGCCCAGAGCCAUCAGACUCACCAUCACCGAAGCGCGACAUUGUCGAGUUGAUCAGUGGAGACUGCAGACAUCUGACAGAUUUGGGGUCCGAGCUUUGUCCAUCCUUUCGAGCGUGCCAGCACACACACACAGUUGGUCCUAUCCGAGGCCCCCUUCCACCGCGCCGAUACACACUUGAUUCCUCGUCGAGAACCUCCCUAAUAACGGCGUUCUUCCAUCUGACAUUGGGAACCGUCAGUGGGGAUCAGGAGAUACAUGCAAAAGAAGUCCUUUCUUCGACCGCUUUAAACCUGGCGUGCGUGCCAGUGACAUGUCCCCACCCGGGCUCUGGUCGUCCAGGCCAAACCACCCCUCUCACGACACUCUCCGUCAUGACUGCCUUCGACGCCUCGAAUCCGCUCGUCGAGAUGAAGAUCACGUCCGCCGUGUGCAGCUCCAUCGCGAUUGCGUCGACGAUAUGCCGGCUGUACCGUCGGCGACAUCGACUCUGGGCUGACGACGCAUGGGUUCUCGUGGCCUUUGUUGCGCUGCUCAUACAGAUCGUCGCUGUAUUCUUGCAUGUCCCGAUGCCGAACCACCUACCACGGAAGGAGGGAGUGGCAGUGUACUAUCUUAUGGCUGCCACGUUCUACAUUAUCAUCUGGUCGUCCCGACUCAGCAUUCUCUUCUCACUCGUGCGCCUGGAUCCGGACCAGCGUCGGCGGAGGCGGCUGACGUGGAUCGCCGUGCCGUUCACGGGGGCCAUCGUUUUCUUUCUUGCCCAACUGCUCUGGACGUGCGAGCCCGAGCCCUCAUGGAAGAAGGCGCCGAAUCCGCAGUGCAAGCUCCCGCUGCAGGUGGCUCUGUGCCAGCUGAUAACGGACGUUAUCGCUGACGCGAUCCUCUUGGUCGCGCCGAUUCCCCUUUUUCGAUGCUUGUCAGACAGACCUCUGCGCCGCAAGCUGACGAUCAUCUUUUCGACUUGCGUCGUGACAACGAUUGUGUCUCUCGUUCAUGCCGCAUUUAUCCUGCGAAACGGCGGGGUCAAGGUGGUCAUCUCGGCUCUGGUAGAGGACUGCAUGUCGCUUGUUGUCGCGAAUCUGCCUGUGGUCGUCACUGCGUUUGUGAACAUGGACCAGGCUGACACGCAAGAUCAUAUAACGACGACGACAGCCACCCUCCACUUCAAUACCUUGCCCCGAUUCGCUAUCAACCCCUCCACCACCAUGCGUGACACUGCAGUCGAUCUGCCGCAGGCUGAAAUUGGGCUGGCUGGCCACGCCCGGGGCGACAAGGCGACGAAGAAGACAAACAGCAUAUCGUGGGAGCCUGCACUGCGGCGGGAGGACAAAGCAAAUUCGACCUUCUCAGAGACUGUCCAUCCGGAGACUUCGUAAAGACGUUUUUGUCUGUCUUAAAUUAUGUGUAUUAUUGUACUAAUCUGUAAUCAUGUAAACUGAUUUCCUUCAUUGUGAUCUGAUUUGAUUCGAUAGAGCAGAUUACAGGUCAAGUAGAUGGUCACUUUUGGUUUUUGCGGCGGCGAGCCGGUCCGCGACAGCCUUCAGAUCGUCGUUAUACAGAGGUUCCUUCUCGAAUCCAUUGAUCACCACAUCCAGCAUCGCGCUGCAGCAGUCCUCGAGGGCGAUAGUCGGCCAGCCGUUCUUCUCCGCCGUGGGCAGUAGCUCCGGCAACUCGGCGCGCUUCUUUAUCAGUCCCGGCUUCACGGAGCCCGCCUUGAAGCCUGCGUGCUCUGCGGCGAAAGCGAGCACGAGAUUCUCGACGUCGCCCUGCAAUACGGUAUCUGUGUGUGAGCGCCACAAAAACACGUGCCAGUCGCAGCAUUCUCACGCGCAUAAGGUGGGACCGGGACGAAGGUCCUUCCAGCUUCGUGCUUUGGUCCCGGACGGCCGUCGCUCCGCUCAUGUAGAGAAACUGGAAGGGCGUCGCGGGUCCCGCGGCCGCGAUCGUCUGCAUCCCGAUGCGCGUGGCCGUGUGGCUAAUGCGCACAGCCUCUUCGUGCCCCACUUUAGCGUAGUUGGGCGUCUUGACUCCGACCGUCCUGUGUGCGUUUCGGUCUGAGGUUUUAUUUCCGCGCUACAGCAAAUCCUGCCGCGCUCCACGCACCAGAUGCACGCGUCAGCGCCGGCGAACGCGUGCUUCGCCUCCUCGGUGUACUGGUCGUAGUCGGGCACAAUCACGCUCGUGAACUUGCCCGCGGGCGCGCCCUCGGGAAUCGUGACUGGCGAUCGCGAAACCGUGACCACGCUGGUGAUCGCGGCGUGCUUGGCUGCCAGGCGCAGCAGCUCGGUGGCGACGAAUCCGGUUGCACCGGUGACGAUGAGCUUCAUGGUGUAUAGAUGUAGGUGAGGCGAGUAGCUAGUCCUAGUGGCUUGGACAUGGUCGUUCAGUCGGUGUCGAUUUUAUCUUGGACGAACGGCGGAAGCAGACCGGACUGACAAGUUCGCG